GUCUGCUAAACUCUACGAUACCAUUACCAUUAAACAUUGUUGCGGUUUUUUAUGUGCAACGACCUGAAAGCUCGUCCCGUCUCUAUUACAAAAUGAUGGUGCAACCUCUCCGCUUUGCGAACGCAAAGGCGGUCGUUUCGCAUUUUCUCAACGGAGUAUCAGUAUUUUUAAUGCUGGCAACAAGUCUAUCGUUUCUAUUUCAACACGAAUUUUUUGUUCUUGCCGCAGCCACCUCAGCUUCACAACCCCCUGCCCCACCGGUCCCGGAUUGUUUUGGCUUCCUCUCUGUGAAUGUGGAUACACAGUUCAGGCAAGACCGGAAGGAGGAGCACAUGAAGGACUUCGAGCUCCACCGAAACAUCCGCGACCUGUUCAUUUCCCUGUACACCCUCGCCGUGCACCACCCCGGUGCGAAAGCGGUGGUGCUAACCGAUCGCGUAACCUACAACGAGUUGAAGAACGUUUCGCCCAGGCCAGCGCUCGACCUGCACCUAUUCGUAGAAUUGAACCGGUUCAACAACAUGACGCAACUGUACCCGCCAAUGCGGAGAAACUUCACGACGAACGUCGAUAACUAUGGGAUCCAUAAGUCUGAAAUUCCGAACUGGAAAUUGCGGAAGUCCUUCCGUCGCUGGAUGAUGCACCGAGAUGUCACGGAACUGCGCGGCGAUCUGAACGACCGAGCGAUGACCACAAUCGUAGCUAGUACUAGUAAAAGUAGCAGUACAACUUCCAGUACAACAAGAAGUAGCGGCGCUGCGUCUUCUACUUCUUCUACUUCUUCACAAGAACGACCUGAACCUGCGCCAGUACUAACCGCCUGGCCGGCUUUGAAGCAAGACGGGUCAGAGCGGGCCAUGACGCUUUGGACCAGCGACAACCUCCCAACAAUACACGACCCAGAUAGUCUUUUUCCCGUAUCCCACGAAAAAAGUGUUACAGUUACACAUUUGAUGUUGGAGUUUCUGCAUCACAAACUUUCUAGACAUGGCUUAGAAAGCCUGUGAUGCGCAGACUAUAAAGGGAAAACACGAGUGAAAUGAGGCUGGCAAGCAUGUCCUGCAUGACAAAGGUUGCCUGUCUACCUUGUUUCGCAACACAAUGUGUAAGUGUAACACUUUUUUCUUCGCAUAUCUCGCCGCAAAACUGCAGUACAGGAUGGUGGAGAAAGACGUGCGCGCAAAUCUGCAGGACGCCGCGGGAUAUUACGCCGUCAACGCGCAAAACACAAUGAAGCUCCGAGACCGGAAGCGCGUAGAAAUCGCGGAGCAGCAGCCGCAGGGGACGUUUUUAGAAUUCGAGUUUUUAGUACCAACAACUACAAAAUCAGCUUCCGACGCUGGUGCAGCUCCGAGGAUUCAGAAGAAGUUGUACCAAAACCACGAGGCGGGGCAAGGGAUGCCGUUCGCGGAGUCCCCGCUUUGGGAUAUCAUGCACGGCGGCGCGGGCGGAAUUGUGCCUAAGGAUGCAAGACAAGUGGAAAGGAAGGACACGUGGGGGAAUGCGAAGCGGUUUGGGAAGGUGAGAGAAGCUAUUUUUCCUUCCGGAGAGCAGGAUGACAACGGUAGUAGAGGAGGAAAAACUACUACUUUCCUCUGCACGGACCUGCUCCACCCGGACGCGGACGUGAUAUUCCUCGCGAAGCAAGAACUUCCGUUAUCCCGAGUAGGGAAAAUUGUGUUAGAGUACACACAUUUUAUUGUUGUAACAAACAGUAACUUCAGCAAGUGCAACACAAACAGGAAAGAGAAAAUGACUAUGCAAAAACGCAUAAAUCGUAAGUGGGGCAAAAAUGCGUGGAACGAGGUGUGCUGCUAGCAUUGUCCACAUGCACAGCACGUGACAAAAGUUUACUGUUUGUCUUGCCGGGUGCAACUACACAAAAAUGUUUGACAUCAACUGUAGCAUUUUCACAACAAAAAUGUGACGUCAACUGUAGCACGACUUUUUUGCUCCUUUGCAUAUCCCUUCGCCAGCAGGCAGUACCAGCUGGGUGUGAUGUAUGGAGAGAAAAAAGUUUGUCACAGUCACUAACUUGCAGGUUUUGCAUUACAAAUUUUCUCAGCAUCACAAACUUUCCUUGUAUUCCAGAAACUGUUGGUCAUGGAAAUCGAUCCCGCACACACGUAACACGAUCGCCCCAAAUGAAGCCUGUUCCGUGAUGAAAUGACACAGAAGAUGAUGAGAAAUUGACUAGAUCUGACUGGUAUCGCGACGGCACUACGGCCGUACGCAAUUCAGUCACAUCCCCCAAAUUGACUACAGUGGGCAUAGUGAUUGCUUGCGCCAUACGCAAAACAGUCACACUACAACCACUAGAGUAGAAGUAGAGUCAAUCACGGCACUCCUUGGACCAUACGCAAAACGGUCACAAAGUGUCGGAAGGAUGUAAAUGAUCUAGAAGGAAUCCCAUGAAAUUCAAGAGGAAAGUGAUCAAGGUGCCUAUUUGCGUCAUACGCAAAACAGGCACAAGCAGAGCGAUCAAGGUGACUGUUUACGCCAUACGCAAAACAGUCACACACCACACACAAGCAGAAUGAUCAGAGUGACUGUUUGCGCCGUACGCAAUUCAGUCAUAUUCUGGUGAGUUGUGGUCAUACGCAAUUUCGUCACAUCCUGAAACUUGAUGAACUGAACCUACAGGAUGUAACGCAGCAAGAGACUUGCGUCACUUGCUUGCUUACUUGCAAUUGAGAGAAUUCACUGAAUUGCUGUUGAUAGCGAGCUCAGUGGAGCAAACGUGUGUAAGUGUGUGCGAGUGUUCUCAAGUCCACUAACAGAAACACUAGGGAAAUCUGUAAAGAACACUGGCUGUGAUGCAUUUUUACGCAUGACAGACAGUUUUGUAUUGCAAAAAUGCGCAUGAGUGAUCGUGACGAACUUUUUUUCUUUGAUAUGAUCAAGCAACAGGCGAAUUCCAUCCACGCCGCACUCGUUUGGACUAGCGACAAACACUUCGGUAUGAAUUGCAAAAAUGUCUGGGUCUGGAAACUUGUGAUGCUGGGUGGCGUAUCAUGAGGAGGCCACAAGUGCUCGCUCAGCAUGACAAGUUUCUGAGCUUCUAGGUGUUGCAUAUUCUGCACGACAAACUGUGUUCUGCAUGACAGAAAAGUGGCGCUCUUGGGUAACGUGCAUGACAGAUUUGAGCGUCAUGCCAGACAAGCAUGACAAACGUGCACUCUUCCAGACCCAGACACUUUUACAUUUGAUAUUCGGGCAGGCGUUCGCGCGGGACUACCAACUGUCCGCGCUAGCGAAGGACAAAAGGAACAUGAUCCGGUACCAGAUGGGCGUGUGGAACAAGGAUUACAACGGUAACUUGUGGGAAUAUUUGCCCCUAAACCGCCUCACCCGGGCGUAUUUCGAGCUCGGCAACGCCUUUCUGUUCGAGCGCCCGGCGUUGUUCGAUUUGAACCUGCAGGCCGCGCAGUUCGGCAUCGACCACAUCGUGCAGGACAUGCGGAUCUUGUACAGCUUUGAGGAUGGGAGCAAGACGAAUUAUCUCUACAACUUGCCGCCCGGCACCUCGUCUUCUACUUCGCAGGAGGACUCGAAGUCGUCCAGCGGGGACUACAGCAAGAAGCCGGAACUGCUCUGGGGAACGGGGUUUCUCCCCAUCAUGUCCGAUGAUAAGAUACCAAAGCGGAUUAUGGAAGCGUCAGGAUCGAAAUCAACAAAAUCGAAAUAAUUUGUGAUGCAUAAAAAUGGAUACCAGUUGGAGCCUUAGUUUCCAAGUGGUGCACGACAAAUUUCGGGAGCAACAAAAUCGCCCGUCAUGCUGUUUCGGCAAAGAAGACUGCUCCUGUCGUGCUACUCCGGCAGCGCAUCGCCUUCCCUAAACAGGCUUGCAAUCGGUCUCAUUUGGCUGCUCCCCAAUACAGGCCAUAUGUGCCCUACCUUUUAUGCAUUACAAAUUUUUCGAUUUUGUCAAUUUCGGUCCUGACACUCCCAUACGGAUGGCGGACAUUUUCGAGCCGUGGGCGACGGGGGUCGGAAAAUCCCCGAAUGCAAAUCCGUAUGCGGUGCAAAAGUACUUAGUAUCAUACCCGCCGUGCUAGUAAUUCUAAAAUUGCAGGCAUAUGCGUGAGGACAGCUAUCUGCCCUAAAAGCUAAAAAUAUCAGCGCUAAAAGUUCAACUUUAACUUUUUCUGCUGAGACAAUGAGAAUGACAAUUUGUAAAUGCAAUUAGUACUCUAGAAGGACUAGUGUGAUCAUACUUUUGCGAAGGUGCAUACUCCGCAGCCCUGGGUGGCGAUUGACGUGGACAACGAGAAGGGGAGGCGGGAGAAAAGGAAGAAAAAGCAGCUGAGCGAAACAGCAGCAAGUCUACCAAGGGUCAAGCCGUUCUUUGGUGCGAACGGCAAGGACCCGAGUGCGCUGUUUCGCCGACGGCACGAGGCCAUGAUUAAGGACGACUGGAUCAGCCGACAGGGGCAUCGGGAAUCGCUGAAGAUCCUCCACUAUCACAUGGAAAUAUGUCUGGGUCUGGAAGUAGAGUGUGAUGCUGCUUGUGCAUGACACAGAAGGUCUGGCAUGCAACUCCUAGCAUCACAGGUCUUGAGCAGGUUUCGCAAUGCCUAGUGUGCAUGACAAAUGCCGGAUUUUUUUGGUGACAAGAAUAAAUGAGCAACUUUUAUUGCGGUGCAUGAAUGACAGAUUUUUGUGUGGUGUGAAACACGCAGCUGCAGAAGUUUACAUCAUGCUUUCAGACCCAGAUCGAUAUUUGCAAUGCAUAUCCACACGCGGUUCGCGCACCGGUGUUGCUUCCGGACCAACAUUCUCCUCCUGAACGUGCUUCGCCGGGCGCACAAGUUCAACGAGCUGGCCACGGUGUUUGCGCUCAGUUUGUCGCCGUACUACGAGGCGGUGUGGGAGAAUGUUCGGAGGGAGCUCGUGGGACCGGUAGGGACAGAGAGGAAGACGGUCGACAAGCCGCUCCCUCUCUUCGACGAAGACACCAUUUUCAAUCGGGUGAUUGCAACCGCGAAGCGACACUCUUUCCGGGUGCCCUACACGACCUGUGGGAAACUUGGUCAAGAACAGAAGAUAAUAUCAAAGCGGGAGGACGUCAGCAGAACCAGAGGGAGCAGCGCCACAUCUUCAUCCACUUCAAGUGCAACAUCUAUUUCAAGUCAAAAAUCUGGAGGAACCCCGCCACCUCCGACAUCACGCAACGACGAAAUUUACCAGUACAUGCGGCCCGCGACGUUCUCCAACGAAGAUAGCUACCCCUCGGACCGCCUCAAAGCCGGCCGCCUCGGCUACGUGGACCAACGGCUCUGCGCCGUGGGACCGAGUAAGCGAGACCCGGGUGAAGAUGUGGAUACGUUUGCCCGGGAGGAAAGCGAAACCGGGGCGGAGUACUUGGCGUCCCGGUGGAAUUUGUUGACCGACGAGGAGUAUCAAUUGCAAAAAUGUCUGGGUCUGGAAGAGUGCGCGACUUGUCCUGCAUCUUUUCCAUGACCCAUGAGGUCUGGAAUGCAGGACCUAGCAUGCCAGAGUCUGCGCGAUCUCUCUCAUGCCUAUCCUGCAUGAGAAACUCCCUCCCGACUUGGUCAAUAGCAAAACUGGACGACUUUUGGUAAUCAUGCAACACAGAUUUUUGCAUGCUUCAGAUGAGCAUGACAGGUUGCAUUCUUCCAGACCCAGACACUUUUACAUUGAUAAGGAGUUCUUCAACCACGAGCUCACCUGGAGAUACAUCAUCGAUUUGUACGCGCGUCGCUUCAAAAUGCCGGGAAACGGGCACUACGCGAAGCAGGACUUCAACGUGACUGCCGAUACGGGACACAUUUCGUUCGGGCGGAGACGAAUGAACGAUCAGCACGUCAGGUGCGACUACAGUGCGGAGAGACUGCCGUAGAUUUGUGGUUUUCCCGGAUUUCAUCUGUAUGCUGGUGUUUUCGUAUUCAUAGUGCUGCAAUGAUCCGUGAACAAGAUCCGUGCGCGUGUAUAAUGCGGGUAAUCAAGGAAGGCAGUCUGCUUUUCUUAGCAAGGUCAAGUGAGGACACGACCUGGCCGCUACAAAUUGGUUUUUUGGGUACAGAAAUCGAGUUUGUAGCGAGAUUCUCAUGGUGGUCGUAAGACCAGUCCAGUCGAGACGGAAGCCGCAUGAUCACAGUGACGGCCGUGGCUUGAAUGAUUGAAUUACAUACUGAAUGCCGUCCUGCAAGUAAAUGAAGCUGGAUAUUAUCAAGUGCAACACAA
Molecule: messenger RNA, 6207 nt
Organism: Amoebophrya sp. A120
Lineage: Eukaryota; Dinophyceae; Syndiniales; Amoebophryaceae
Source: the annotation of a GenBank genome assembly